AGAUUUGACUGUUUGUUUUUUAUCAGUUUUUUAUUCUAGAAAAAAAACAUCAAGAAUCAGGAAUUACUGAAUUGUUCUGUUCAACCAUAGAUCUAAUUCGGUUCAACAAUCAAGUGUUCAACAAAAAAGGUUCAACCUCAUUUAAAAAUUCUUCAUGCUUAAAAAAAUCAAGAAUUUAAUGUGAACUGUGUAUUUUGUGAACUACCAAACUGAUAAUGACCUCUGUGUGGAACUCAGUCAGAAAUAUAUUGAAGCACCAUGAUAUACUUAAAGUUUCUUCACGGAACUUGAAUUUACUGGAGUACCAGAGCAAGAAUCUAUUGAGAAAAAAUGGAGUUGCAAUUCAGGAUUUUUGUUUAGUUGAUGAACAUGGGUCUAACGAAUUGGACAAAUUCAAUGUGAGAGAGUAUGUGAUCAAAGCUCAAAUUCUUGCUGGUGGGAGAGGAAAAGGACAUUUUGACAAUGGAUUCAAAGGAGGAGUUCAUAUCACCAAAAAUCGAUCCGACAUAGACAAUAUCGUAAAACAAAUGCUGGGACAUAAACUGAUCACCAAACAAACACCCACCCAAGGUAUCGAAGUCAGGAAAAUAAUGAUAGCCGAGAGCGUGAACAUCAAAAGGGAGACCUACCUGUGCAUUCUGAUGGACCGACAGAAAAACGGUCCCGUGAUCAUUGCCUCACCGGCAGGUGGCGUCGACAUCGAAGGGGUAGCCGAAAAAACUCCCCACCUGUUGAAGAAGAUGCCGAUCGACAUACUCGAAGGGGUCACCCCGGAAAUGGCCGACGAACUAGCCGAUUUCCUGCAGUUCAAAGGGACAUCAAAAACUAUCGAUCGUUUCGAUAGUGUAAACCUGUCGAUACUAUCGAUAGUGCUAUCGAAAUCUUUUCCACCUCUAUUCGAAGGCGAGCUGAAAGCGAAAGCAGCCAAGGAAAUAGUGAAGCUGUGGAAGCUGUUCGUCGCCGUCGAUGCUGUUCAAAUCGAGAUCAACCCUCUGGUCGAGACUGACGAGAACGAGGUCGUCGCAGUCGAUGCCAAAUUGAAUUUCGAUGAUAAUGCCGCCUACAGACAGAAGGAUAUAUUCGCCAUGGAGGAUACGAGCGAGAGCGAUCCAAGGGAGGUUGAGGCUUCCAAGUACAAUUUGAAUUAUGUCGGACUGACUGGGAGCAUCGGGUGUUUGGUGAACGGUGCUGGAUUAGCGAUGGCUACUCUCGAUAUCAUCAAACUACACGGUGGAGAUCCCGCCAAUUUCCUCGAUGUGGGGGGAAAUGUGAAAGAGGAGCAAGUCAGAGCGGCUUUCAAAAUUAUCACAUCAGAUGAGAGGGUCAAAGCAGUUUUGGUAAAUGUGUUCGGAGGAAUCGUGAAUUGCGGCAUAAUAGCCAAUGGCAUUGUCGGUGCUUUGAGGGCAGAGCCUAUGAGAGUGCCUCUGAUUGUUCGCCUCGAAGGGACUAAUGCACCAGAAGCUAGGAGGAUCAUCAAAGAAUCUGGAUUGGAUAUAAUAACCAUUGAGAAUAUUGAUGAAGCAGCCAAAAUGGCAGUCGGCUUUAAGUAAUUUGGCUGACACUUGAAAUAUUGUUGUCUAUUUUUUUAUCAAUUUAUAUUGUGCCUUAUCUGUUGCAUUUUAUUCUGUUAUUAGUGUACUGAAUCGUUUGAUAAUAUCCAUUGUCAUUCAAUAAAAUUUCAAUAUUAUGUACAAU
Messenger RNA from Phaedon cochleariae (mustard beetle), 1695 nucleotides. NCBI's taxonomy places the organism in Eukaryota, Metazoa, Arthropoda, Insecta, Coleoptera, Chrysomelidae. The record is from the annotation of a GenBank genome assembly.